UUCGAUCUGUUAGCCUGAAAGGUUUCUGGGGGUGGCUUUGGGUGAACAUUCAUGGGUUGGGUGAUAACUAGAAAGCAUAUCUAUCGGAGACGUGGAAGAGGUAAACGAAUGAAUGCACGCAUCAGAAUUAUCACCGUGGGAUGCAAGAAAGGCGCCGUGAAAGCAUCGACAGGAAAGCAUCAAGCUUGAAGCGCCAAUAAAAUCGAAGAAGUUGAAUAAAUAAAUAAUGGAUUAAUUGGAUGCAUUGCGGAUCGAUAAUAAUUGAUGAUUGUGGUUGGCGGAGGAGGUAUUGAUAAUAAAUUGUUUGAACAACAGCAAAAAAGGCGUUAUACUGAUUUAUGAUUUUGGUUUAGUGAGAAAGCGUUGCAGAAAAGGCUCUCUGGUGAUAUUAAUAAUAAAUUGAGUGAAGCGCAUCUGUUGAGUUCAAAUGAAGCAAGCAGCUACGUAAGGGUGUGGAAAAGGAGCAAAUAUUUUACGGGAGAUUCUGCGGGAAGUGAAAAGUUACGUGAAGAGGAAAUCGAUAAAGUUUUCAACACAGAGAAUUAAUGCAAAUGAUAGAGAUUCUCCAUGACCUGUGGUAUUCAUGGCAGUGUUUUCACAAGUGAUGCUGAGAUUAUUUUUUGGCUUGCAAAAAAGUGAAGCAAAGUAGAGUAGAAAGAGCCAAAGCGGUAAAAGUGUUAGAUAAUUUGCAUAUAAAUUGGAUCUGAGGGUAAAGUGAAACAGGAAAAGUUGUUAAAUGGUUUAGUUACCAGGAUAAAAAAAAUUGAAUGUGUGAAUUGAUUAGAGUUUGUGUGAGAGCUUCCACGAAAAGAUUUUAGCAUGGAGGAAGAACUACGCUGUCCUGUUUGUAAGCAACUGUUUUCAAGCCCGGUGUUGCUGCCGUGCUAUCAUGCACUCUGCCUAGCUUGUGCAGUGGACAUUCAGACAAGUGCCAACCAAGUCCAUGCUCACGCUCCAGCAAUUCAUUUGCAUCAACAACAUUCGCAAUCAUCGGCAUCCUCAGUCAGCACGGGUAGUUCUAGUACCACCGAAAGUGUAUCCUCUGAUCAAGACCAGGCUGAUAAAGUUAGCAUUCUCAGUGAAGCCGACUCUGGUGUUAUCUGCUGUACAUCCCGUCCAGGCUCAUACGCGGGCACCCCGAAUCUUCAAGGCCUCCUCUUCCCACCGUCCGGUACAGGUUCGGUUUUUUCUCUUGCUUGCCCCGUUUGUCGUAAAAUCGUAUUUUUCGACGAACUUGGCGCCAGAAACUUGCCAUUGUAUCGUGCCAUGGAAUCCAUUGUCGAUCGUUUCUGUGAACGUGAAGCCCUACGUUGUCAGAUGUGUGAAACCGAACCACCGAAGGUGGCAUCCGUUGUUUGCGAACAGUGUGAAAUCCGUUAUUGCGAUGGAUGUCGUGAACUAUGUCAUCCGGCGCGUGGUCCAUUGGCUAAGCACACACUUACCAAGCCACGUGGCGCUUCUCAGCUUCGAGAGUCCAUCUGCGGUGAGCACAACGAACCACUAACGAUGUACUGCAUGGGAUGCAAGCUGCCAAUCUGCAACCAGUGCAUGGGCGACAAUCGCCAUCAGUCACACGACCUGCAGUCGAUCAUGGCGAUGUGUAAAGCUCAAAAGACUGAACUGUCACACAAUCUUCAGCAACUCUCGGAAAAAGCCCGAUCAACGACAGAAUUCAUCCAAAGACUGAAAGGAAUGAGCGAUAAGGUGACGGAGUCCUGCAUCGAGUUCGAGCGACUAGUGACGUCGCAAUGUGAGGCACUGAUAGAGGCAAUCCACAGGCGGCGGGAAGUCCUUCUGGAGGCCAUUCGGCAGGAUAAAGAUACCAAAAUUCGAACAUUGAAGGAUCAACAAGCGAGCUGUACGGGCAAGCUACAACAAACCACCGGAUUAAUUCAGUUCUGCAUCGAAGCGUUGAAAGAGACUGAUAGUGCGGCAUUUUUGCAGGUUGGCUCAAUGCUGAUUAACCGGGUCGCGAACACCGACAUGACAUGGCAUCAGGAGGUGACGAAUGCCGCUCCUCGUGUUUCACCGAUCGUCGAUCUCACGCUGGAUGACAGCUCAGUCAUUCGAGCAAUUGAUAAUCUCAACUUCAUUCAAAUGAAGCUUCCGUUAGCGCCGAUUAUCAUCCCCGAAGAUUGCUCUGCGGAAAACAACUCAGUAACUGUUGCGUGGCAACCACCGAACCACUCGUUUGUGCAGGGCUACGUUCUGGAGCUGGACGACGGAAGUGGCGGAGAGUUCCGGGAAGUGUACUGCGGAAAGGAGACAAUCUGCACCGUUGACGGGCUGCACUUUAACUCGAUGUACAACGCACGGGUAAAGGCUUUCAACAGUACAGGCGAGGGCGAAUACUCGGAACUUAUUGGCUUGCAAACGGCGGAAGUGGCCUGGUUCACCUUUGACAUGGUGCUGAGCGGUGGACCUUGUUCGGGUCUCAAUUUUUCCAACGACAACCGGACAGUCUCGGCCGACGGCUGGGAGCACCGGGUGGCUCUCGGAUCGGUUGGGUUCUCUCGCGGCGUUCACUACUGGGAGUUUACUAUCGACAAAUAUACGGCCGACACUGAUCCCGCCUUCGGGAUAGCCCGGAUUGAUGUGGCUCGCGAUAAGAUGCUCGGAAAGGAUGACAAAGGCUUUGCAAUGUAUAUCGAUCGGCAACGGUCAUGGUUCCAGCACAACUCUGUACAUGAACGGCGUGUUGAAGGCGGUAUCUCUACCGGCAGCACUAUUGGAGUCCUUUUAGAUCUCGAGCGCCAUACGCUGCACUUUAUCGUCAACGAAAUGCCGCAGGGUUCGGUCGCGUUCCGUGAUCUCUAUGGCGUCUUCUAUCCGGCUGUAAGUGUGAACCGUGGCGUCACAUUGACACUUCACACCGGGCUCGAUGCACCCCAUAUGGACUAUCACUGAAACGAACUGAGGGGUGACGACUAGCAGAAAGGACGGUUGCAAGAAAAUA
Sabethes cyaneus is the source of this 2956-nucleotide messenger RNA. It is a transcript of the gene Trim9, whose product is annotated as E3 ubiquitin-protein ligase TRIM9. NCBI's taxonomy places the organism in Eukaryota, Metazoa, Arthropoda, Insecta, Diptera, Culicidae. The transcript has 9 exons. Bases 820 to 2907 code for a protein of 695 amino acids. Gene Ontology annotation, molecular function: protein binding; zinc ion binding. The record is from RefSeq and is a predicted model, not a curated record.